GCUUAAAAGAGUGGGAGAGCAGUCAACUCCGUGUCCUUAUCCUCCGCAUGUUCAAGUGAUCAGUCAUGGCUGCAGAAGCAAAGCAGACGUGUUACGAGGGCAGCUCUGUCCAAAGCUUUCAGUUCUACCUGGAACAGUCGGGAGAACACAAGGCCAUUCUCCAGUGUGUUCACAGCAUCCUGCCAGGAGAAUUUAAAAGAAUUGGAGCAGGUAAAAGUGACCUGAGUGUUCUUGGCGUUGGCAGUGGUGGAGGGGAGUUGGAUGUCCAGAUGCUCUCUCUACUGCAGUCCUCAUUCCCUGCUGUUCCUAUCACUGCUGACAUUGUGGAGGGCAGCUCUCAGCUCACAGCCAACUUCAAAGCUUUGGUAGCUAAGACCACAAACCUUCAGAAGACCCCAUUUGCUUGGCAUAUCAUGAACAGUGAGGACUAUGAGGAGGAAGUGAAAUCAAAGGGAGACAUGAAGAGAUUUGACUUCAUACACAUGGUUCAGAUGCUGUACUAUGUGGAUAACCUCGGUAAAACUAUCAAGUUCUACCACAGCCUUCUGAAAAACAACGGCAGACUUAUGAUCAUCAUUGAAGCAGCCGGUGGUGGCUGGGACACUCUGUGGAAGACUUACAAGAAAGAGCUCUGCGUCGACGCCAUCACAGAGUAUCGUUCAUCAGCAGAGGUGGUUGCAUGCCUGAAGAGCCAGGGUCUGAAAUACGAGGAGCACACCAUACACAACGCCUUUGACAUCACUGAGUGCUUCGAUCCAAACAGCGCAACUGGAGAACGUCUGUUGAAUUUCAUGACAGCCAAAGAUCACUUCUACCAGUCCUUCACCCAAGAGAUCAGGGCAGGCAUGUUAGACCUCCUCAGAAACAAGUGCAGCACUGAAAAAGAUGGCAGGGUAUUCUUCAACAGCAAUUUGAGCUGCAUACUCGUUUAUGCUUGAUGAUGUCCUGUGGAAAAUGUCCACACUUUCUCAUUUCUCCUCUUGCAUUCAGUUAACCCUGACAUUUGAGCAGAUAAACAAUAUGUUUGCCUGUUGCUAAGGUUUGCUGUAUGCAGAACAUUUUUAUGUUUUCCAAAAUUAUCAUUGAAAACAUUUCAGUCCCUAUUUGGUUAUUAAAAUCAGUGUCACAG
Molecule: messenger RNA, 1129 nt
Organism: Toxotes jaculatrix (banded archerfish)
Lineage: Eukaryota; Metazoa; Chordata; Actinopteri; Toxotidae
Product: histamine N-methyltransferase A-like
Exons: 7
Coding region: 66-938 (290 amino acids)
Molecular function (GO): N-methyltransferase activity
Source: RefSeq, a predicted model, not a curated record